AUGGCGGGAAAAAUGACUUUGUACAAAUUGGUCGUGCUUGGAGACGGAGGUGUCGGCAAGACUGCCCUCACCAUUCAGCUCUGCCUCAACCACUUUGUCGAAACAUACGACCCGACAAUCGAGGACUCAUACCGCAAACAGGUCCAAAUUGACGGCCAAUCAUGCAUGCUCGAGGUCUUGGACACGGCCGGACAGGAGGAAUACGUGUCGCUCAGAGACCAGUGGAUCCGCGACGGCGAAGGCUUCGUCCUGGUAUACAGCAUAUCCUCGCGCGCCUCGUUCCAACGCAUCAAGAAGUUUUACAGCCAAAUCCAACGCGUAAAGGAUUCUGCACAAGCUGGUUCGCCUACCUACCCUGGCUCACCCAGCCUCUCGGCCCCCGCCGCAUCCGGUCCCGCUCCCGUCAUGCUUGUCGGCAACAAGUGCGAUCGCGUCACUGAGCGCGAGGUGUCAACUCAGGAAGGCGCUGCUCUCGCUCGUGAACUGUCCUGCGAAUUCGUCGAGGCUUCAGCUAAGAACUGCGUCAACGUCGAAAAGGCUUUCUACGAUGUCGUCCGCCAAUUACGCCGCCAAAGACAUAACUCCACCGGUGGCAGAAGCGGCGACCGUAAGAAGGAUUCUGGACGCUUGCACACCGGUAGCAGCGGUGGCACUGUCAAGAAGUCCAAACGCUCUGGCGGAAAGUGUGUCAUCCUCUGA
Aureobasidium namibiae CBS 147.97 is the source of this 699-nucleotide messenger RNA. Its product is annotated as ras small monomeric GTPase-like protein RasB. Gene Ontology annotation, biological process: signal transduction. The transcript has 2 exons. Lineage: Eukaryota; Fungi; Ascomycota; Dothideomycetes; Dothideales; Saccotheciaceae. Gene Ontology annotation, molecular function: GTPase activity; GTP binding; GDP binding. Gene Ontology annotation, cellular component: plasma membrane. The record is from RefSeq and is a predicted model, not a curated record. The coding region runs from base 1 to 699 and encodes 232 amino acids.